Messenger RNA from Neogale vison (American mink), 394 nucleotides. RefSeq names its product protein S100-A10-like. Bases 1 to 384 code for a protein of 127 amino acids. The transcript has a single exon. Lineage: Eukaryota; Metazoa; Chordata; Mammalia; Carnivora; Mustelidae. Gene Ontology annotation, molecular function: transmembrane transporter binding. Gene Ontology annotation, cellular component: cytoplasm. The record is from RefSeq and is a predicted model, not a curated record.
AUGUCUAUGCUAGGCUCACUGGCCGCACGUCCCAGCCAGCCAAUCAUCCCUGCCGCACCUUGGGCCAAGGUUUCAACAGACCUCACCAAAAUGCCGUCUCAAAUGGAACAUGCCAUGGAAACCAUGAUGUUCACGUUUCACAAGUUUGCUGGUGAUAAAGGCUACGUAACAAAGGAGGACCUGCGAGUACUCAUGGAAAAGGAGUUCCCUGGAUUUUUGGAAAAUCAGAAAGACCCUCUGGCCGUGCACAAAAUAAUGAAGGACCUCGACCAGUGCCGAGAUGGCAAAGUGGGCUUCCAGAGCUUCUUCUCACUAAUCGCAGCGCUCACCAUUGCAUGCAAUGACUUUUUUGUAGUACACAUGAAGCAGAAGGGAAAGAAAUAGGCGAUAUUGA